Molecule: messenger RNA, 369 nt
Organism: Entrophospora candida
Lineage: Eukaryota; Fungi; Glomeromycota; Glomeromycetes; Entrophosporales; Entrophosporaceae
Source: the annotation of a GenBank genome assembly
AUGGAUGAAGAUACUUUUGCUCAUAGGUAUCUCCAUUUGUUGUUGGAGGAAGUUUUUAACACAGAUGAUUAUAAAUUUGUUUGUAAAGAUAAUAAAAAACAUGAAAUCAUCUAUGGAGAAAUAAAACCCCCAUAUACACCUAAUAAUGUUGUCAAUAAAGCUUUGAUAAAACCUGCUGAAUUCAUGAAGGGAUCCCUGGGUGAUAUAGGCAACAAACCAGGAUUUGAAACAUUUGGGAUACUCAUCUAUGCAUGUAUCUCAAUUUUAAUGGUGUAUACUGUCUUAACCAAAACAAAAAUGAUCUUGCCAACUGAACAUGCCAAUUUUUUAACUAUUAUCCCAGUUAUUUCGAAUUUUUAUAGCUUAUUG